AUGAGUUUACUGGAUUCGCUAACUGGGAGUAAGCUCGUUUUGCCAAAGGAAGGAGCUAAUGAAAUCGAGCUCGAUGAAAAUGGUACUUGUUGUAAAGUCAUCCCUCCAGCCCACCCAUACAUUAAUUUUAUAUGUUAUCUCACGCCAGACGAUGUUGCCAUUGGACUGGAAAUGGAUGGAAUGUAUGCGCUUCCCGGCGAAAUCGAAGAAAAUGUGAAUUAUCGACAUGCUCAAUAUCAUGCACGGUGGAAGAAUGUCAAUGAAAAGAUACAGGAAGUCAUUUUGACAAUGAAUCAACAGUCUCUGGCAAAGAUUCUUGAUUUCGUGGCACAUGCUCAUCCUUCAGUUGGACAAGAACCUCGGCCAUUGCAAGUUCGCAAAGUCACGACUGUAACAAGCCUCAUCUUUUCAGGAAUCAACAUACCCGAUCAAGAAACCUUAAUUGGUAGUCUAGCGACUCAGUUACAAGAAGCUAAAGAACGAGUCGCAAUCAUGUGGUCCAGAAACUGUUCUUCAUUAAAAGGAACGCUCAGGAGCCUGAUACAGAAACUUGUGGGUGAUUUUGAUGAUGGUGAUGAAGAGAUGGGCGAUGCUAAUGAUGAGGACAACGACAUGAUUGAAAUCAAUACCAGUGUACAUAAACGUGCACUUUGUGCUGAUGAUAUGCGCCGAUUGACCGGAUGGUAUGAGCACAUGAAGGAUAAACAGCCUGAUGCUUUACCUGGAAGUCUCGUUGUUUUGAUGCCGGAUAUGGAAUGUUUUGAUCCCCAGAUCUUGGCUGAUUUGAUAUUUAUCUGCAGAGAAUACAUAGAUCGCUUGCCCUUUGUGCUUUUGAUUGGUGUUGCUACUUCUGUGGACGCUUUACAUCAACUGUUGCCGAAAUCUGCUAUAAGUCUGUUAUCAACAGAAACAUUCAAGUUGCAGUUAUCGGAGAAUUGUCUUGAUGGAAUUGUUGAAGAGAUUUUCAUGAAGAGUGCAUCCGGUCUGAAGCUGGGUGCUCAAGUAUAUGAUUACUUGCUGGCCAAGUUUGAUCAUUAUGAUUUAUGUGUUGGAGAGUUUGUGCGCGGUAUUCAGUAUUCUCAUAUGAGACACUAUUUCGGUGAACCUCUGAGUCUCCUUACGGAUCUGACUGUUGAUGUUGAAGGUUAUCAAGAUGUUUUGGACUCGUUACAGGAUGUUCAUUAUGAUCGUAUUCGCUCCUUGAAGUCCUUUCAGAGGCAUCAUCAGGCAAUGAUUGAGAAGGACGUUGAAAAAGCAGAAGCCCUAUUACGCGACAAUGUGGCUUUACAGGCUGAGGUCGCUGCAUUACUGAACGAGUUUCAGUCGUAUCAUGCACGAUAUUUGGCUGCUCUAGAAUGUAUAUCCAGUAUGCAAUCAGUUCUCAAGUCAGCAUUAGUCAAGUAUUCCAAACGCAGACGAUAUAACAUGGGUCUCAAAUCGAAUCUGCCAGAUGCAGAUCACGUUAAGGCUAUGGUCGAGGCUAUUCGUACUUUGACAUUUUCAGAUGCUAAAACAUUAUUGAAAUUGUGCAUCGACGCUCUGGAUCUGACAGUAGAGUCAGCGCAAUCAACUCCAUUUGAGAAGGCCACACUAGAAACAUUUUUGAAGGAUUUAGAGCAAUACAGUGAUUCAGAACAAGGCAGAGGCAGCACCUCUCGUCCUGCGACUGCAAGUCGAUCUGUCUAUACAACACAUGCAGGUAGAGCAUCACAAGUGGUGGUUGGUAAUACUGCCUAUGUGUCUCAAAAUGACAUCAAGAAGAUUAUGACAGCAUCUCUGUCAACUCGUAAAACCAAAGUAUCUACCCAACUCAAGCCAAUUGAUUAUGACUUGAUUGAGAAGGUGGAUGAAGAUACUUGGGAAGGGUAUCUGUUUGAUUUGUCCAAAUUUUUCAGGAAUUUCUUCAAGGAGGCUUUAAGGACGUAUACGUCAAUACCUCUGUAUGAGAUCAUGUAUAGUAGCAACUCGAAAGUAUUAGAACGUGCCUUCUCACCACAAACACGAACAUCAGUACAAUCAGCUCUAACAAUAUCCAAACGUUACCUCGACUGUGAAUGCUGUCAGGAUCUUGAUCCACGUGAUCCUCAUCCAUCACUAGAAGACACUCAGAUAGCAUACCGACUCUACCUAGAAUGUGGUAAAUUCAUCAAUCUGUACGAUUGGUAUGUCGCCUUUCGAACCAUCUUGGAACGUGAUGGUGUAUGGCUGAAGGUGGUUGGUGGUACUGAAGAUGGAUCACCAGGUCAAUUAGAGGUACAUGCGCGGUUUGUGAGGGCUGUUGAUGAAUUGAAGUUGCUUGGCUUUAUCAAACAGUCUGGACGGAAGAAGGAUCAUGUUGCGAGAUUGACUUGGUGA
Synchytrium microbalum is the source of this 2355-nucleotide messenger RNA. RefSeq lists its product as uncharacterized. Gene Ontology annotation, molecular function: DNA replication origin binding. The coding region runs from base 1 to 2355 and encodes 784 amino acids. Gene Ontology annotation, biological process: DNA replication; DNA replication initiation. The record is from RefSeq and is a predicted model, not a curated record. Gene Ontology annotation, cellular component: nuclear origin of replication recognition complex; DNA replication preinitiation complex; nuclear pre-replicative complex. The transcript is spliced from 12 exons. NCBI's taxonomy places the organism in Eukaryota, Fungi, Chytridiomycota, Chytridiomycetes, Synchytriales, Synchytriaceae.